AUGCACAACAAAGAAGUAAGUGAUUUUAUAUUGAAGGCCAGUAUAACAUUAAAUCAAAUAUCACAUGAUAUAUCAGUUAAGGUAAGAAUAGAGCUGAUAAGUCUUAUAAAUAUGCAAUAUGUUCAUGAUCUUCCAUCAGUUCAUAAGGCAUAUAUUGCUAGAAAGCAUAAAGACAGAGGUGUUGAUUUUUUCAAAAAGCAAGAAUACUUAAUAGCCUUCAAGAGAUUCAGUAAAGCUUUGAAGUUAUUAAUAUCACUAGGCCCAUACAGCGAUAGCGGACUUAACGAUGUCGAUUAUAAAAUAGUUUUUGAUCUCAAGCGAGAUUUGUAUAACAAUUUAGCCUUAUGCAGGCAGUGUAUGAAAUCGAAGAAUCCAGAAGUUAAUCUUCAACAUAUUGUAUAUUUGUGUAAUAAAGUUUUAGAGAUCGAUUCCAACAAUAUCAAAGCUCUGAUGAGGCUUGCAAAGGCCAAGACUGAAUUAAGAGACUUUGAGGAAGCCAGAGAUGUUAAUGAAUUUAUAACUCUUCCUUUUUAA
This is a messenger RNA of Ctenocephalides felis (cat flea), 534 nucleotides long. RefSeq names its product 70 kDa peptidyl-prolyl isomerase-like. NCBI's taxonomy places the organism in Eukaryota, Metazoa, Arthropoda, Insecta, Siphonaptera, Pulicidae. The transcript is spliced from 2 exons. Bases 1 to 534 code for a protein of 177 amino acids. The record is from RefSeq and is a predicted model, not a curated record. Gene Ontology annotation, molecular function: protein binding.